Molecule: messenger RNA, 27683 nt
Organism: Spirometra erinaceieuropaei
Lineage: Eukaryota; Metazoa; Platyhelminthes; Cestoda; Diphyllobothriidea; Diphyllobothriidae
Source: the annotation of a GenBank genome assembly
AUGCUCACCCUUCUCCUUGUAAUCGCUGCCGUCCGGAAAUACAUUUUAAAACAGGUAAGCAUACUGAGCAACAACAAGCCUUACAGCCAUUUAUCUUGAAUGUCACUAUAAAAAUGACCUAAAUUCAGGCAAAUUUGUGAAGGAAACAUUGAAGCGACUGAGCUGCUUGUAGCCUUAAGAGAUCUUAGAGGUUGACUCUGAUUAAAGACCAUGAACGAUAUAAAAUGCACUUCCAAAAGUAGAAUAGGUUGUCUGUAAUUGAAGCUUGCAAACUACAUACUGUUAUCGCCGCUGCGUUUUGCCUUAAACUGUUGUAGUAAGCCCAACUAUUAUUAACGUGUGCACAUUACAUACAGUCCAUAUUAAAGCUCGAAGUGCGUGCACUGAAUAAUAGCCUUUUCUUUGCACGAUGUGGGUUAAAAAUACACGGCCUGCCCCGGAUGGCUCAGGGGAGAAACUGCGGCAACUGCUACGGCAGGAAUUCUGUUUAUGUCUUGAAGUCGGAAAAUUAAGCAAAACUGGUGAAUAUAUUCGAAGUAACUGUGGACCUAAACUAAUUUUAUUAAAAAAUUUCAGGAUCUUCAACGAGAGAAGUUCACGCCCGUGGUUAACUUCGGAUCUUUUGCAUUUGCUCUGCUUGCUGUAAUGACGUGGGUUUCCACACUGUUUCAGAGCAGUGCUAUGGGCGUUCAGGUGAGUCAGUUACACACGAAUAAAUUGCUGCCAGCAAAGACAAGAAAAAUGGGAAUUACCAUUCCAGGCAGGUGUGCCCUAGUCCGGAUACGGGCUGGUAAGCCUGGGAUUUAAAUUGGGGUUAGCUGAUUCAAAACUCUGCAACUUUAACUGUGGACCUAAGUCUUGUAGUUUGCGGUUGGGGAUAUUUAAAAGUACCUGGCAGUGACAUUUGUUGAUCUAUCCUGAUUGUGGGACGGAAUUGGGCAUCCCCGUUUUGCUUCGAGGAUCCGGCCUUAAGCCUUCGCAGGCGGUCACAAAACGAUAAGCAAACGGUAGUCAAGAAAUUUUAGCGACGAAGAAAGUUUGUUACGAUACGGCUGGCUGCGGAAGAUAUGUAAACCGACAGAGAACAUUGCAAGAACUGUUAGCUCUCAGUGCAGACUUUUUGAGCAUAAAUGACAUCUCACCGGGCGACCACCUGGGAGAACUGGUGAUUCAGAUCUUCAGGACAAAACUGCAAUAUUCCUUUGCUUUUAUGACUUUAUUAUAACCAAAAUGGAGUUCAAAUGCGCUCGCCUACCUUUCCCUUAAUAAAUCUGAUAUGAUCUUUAUCUUCCACGAACAGGUUACAUCGGUGGCUUUUAUCCUUGUGCGGGUGGCUUAUUGAUUUUUCAAAAAGAAAUCAUUAGAUUUUGGUCUUUACAGUUUUCAACAAUGUAAAGCAGUUUCCUUGGAACCGAGAACGUUCUUAAAAUUACCUCUGCGAAAACGGCGAAAAAUUUUAGUCUUUGUUUAAGUAGUGUAUGUCCGUAUUAGAUGCGAUGCGAGGCGUCCCUCUUCGUGGAGACCUAGUCCAUCAUGCGCGACCAGGCGUGUGUGGCAGUCGUAGACGGUCUAUUUAGCUCUGCCAGUCACUGCGUUCUAACCCAACUUCGGUCCUCUUGACACGGGGUUCAUUUGGGUGAGGAGAGAAAAAGUACAGUAGAUUUUGCACAAGUCUACUACCAUUAUAGAUUAAGUCAUGCCCAAAUCACCGUCCCCGGACCAACCAUGCUCUGAGACACGCAGGUGACAUCAUCGUUCGCGAUGGCAUAACUAUAAUUUGACAGGGGAACUCUGCAAGAAUUAAACUGUGCGCAAAUCCUCAAAUACGACAAACAGGAUUCACAACCAUUUGGCAAAAUACUCGUUAGCUGUCCAAAACAAUCACCCACAGAGAGGAUCAGAAAAGAUAGCUGGUUAUUCACCCGUACGCGCCGAACUGAUUGGCGUGGUCCGAUUACAGUCGUCGCCGUCACUCCAGCGACGACAACCGUAAUCGAGUUAAGAAAACCGGGUGUAUGCGGAAAGGAUCAUUUAGUACAGACUGUGCAUUAAUAGCAUGUCUAGGCUUUCGACUUUAACAUAAGACUUAUCUCACAACAAUGGGUGUUGUGUUUUGUACGGUGACACAGAUUAGUUCAUAAAACAAGAACAAAUUUGUCGUGUUUAAUUAAAUUAUCAUUUUAUGCUCUGAAAAAAUGAAGUACCUGCAUGACUAGCUGACAAAAACUUUACUUGGACGAUUGUUAUAUUUUUUGACCUAAAACUAAAAUAAACCUUCUGUGACAUCUAAAACAGGGCAUCCCUUUGGACUGUAAAUUGAGCCGCUAUGGUGGAUAAGUAAAGCACGCUUUUGCCUCUUCGGGUGAAAAAUGUUAAUGAUAAAAAAGCACCUUAGUACAACAGUAUAUGUAUGAGUUUUUGUUCUCCGCAUAAUACAGGAAUUGCUUUCUAAAAAUCAUACCGUUCCACCUGGGUGGGAAUUUUUGCAUAGAUAAAUUUUUUUUCUUUAUGGUCUCUUUCCUCUGAAGAAGGCAUAAGUGGCUACAACUUAGCUUUCACCAAAUUGUUGAGCAGCGAUUAAUGCCAAUUCAAGCUGCUGAAUCUAGUUUGAAAGUAAGUAUUAAUUGGCAUCAUGUUUUAUGACAAUCAGAUUAUUUAAAAACGAAUUUGGGACUGAACAUUUGAAAGCAUCGAUAUGAAAAAUGUCAUGAGAACCGCGUACUCUAAUAAUGCCUUACCUCGUGCCGUAGAAUACUUUCUAUUUCACUUGACAAUUAAAAAUACUUAACUUUACACUUGAAGUCACUAUCGCCAAGGCGUUCACUGUUAACGCCAGUACUAUCUUAUCAUUGCAACUAAAGCCUCGUAGCCACAAGGGCAAGACUGUCAUCUAUCAAUGAAUAUUUUUUCACCCAGACCCCCCAAAAUGCUGUGUUAUUGAGUUGGCCUGACGACGCGUACCGCCUUUUGAUCUGCUUGUUUCGAGCAUUAUGUCAGCCUUGCAAAACCUUUUAAUGGUAGCAUUCAGUGACGUGAAGACCCUAAAGCACGAGACCUUGGGCCGCAUGAACCUCCUGAACCAAGUUUGCGGUUGUCCAUUUAUGAGACCUAUUGGGUUCUUUACAAUAAUUUAUGACGUAAUUGAGAGAACGACAAGAAAAACGAGGGUCCCAAGUCGAAAAAUCACAUUCGGAGGAGACCGCAGUUUUGACGGCCGAGGUCGGCAAACAGUUUAUAAGUGCAUCCCCGAAGAUGUGAUAGGUUGCAAUAACUGUUACAGACUGUUUUGAUUCAUAUUAGUUUGCAUAAAAUCGAAGACUUUCUGGGCUAUUCAAGUCUAUCUUAUUUGGUAGGUGACAUGCCAUAGAGCAUCUAUGGUCGACUGAAUGCAGGCCGAACUGACAUAGGCGUUGCCUUUUUUGUCAUAACACUUUCAAGUGUAAAGUUAUAAAGUGUGUCCAGAUUCAUUCUAAGUUUUUGACCCUAAUAAUGAGCAUCAAUGACAUCUGACUGCAAGCAGUCAAAGUUGAUGACACCUUUCAUACCUUUUGUCAACCUUUCGGCAUCUUAGUGUCACUUUCGAAGGCGGUCUUGUCUCCCUCAUUUAUGUGCCAGUAACCUUAUUCCCAAACCACUCUCUUAAGUCCGCUAUUUUUAAUGAAUGUACAAGACUCAAGAACUGAGGCCUUCCUAAGAUGCUAUGCGCAAAACCGCAUUGUGUACUGAAGGCCCAAAUACGUCAUGUAAAUAAUCCGAGUAGCUGGGAAGUCACUGGAUAUUGCUGGUUAACCUUAUUUGCUGUCUGUAAUUUUGGGCAGUCAUGUACACCUUUCAUUUUCAGCAAUUAUAGCAUACAGAAGGUCACAUUUUCCACGCUGCUCCCCCGUCAUUAACUAAGCAGGGUGGACUCGGAAGACGGAAAUAACUCAGCCACCCUGACUGUCACCAACAGACCUGCUCAUGCGCCGUUAACAGAAUAUGUGGAAGAAGUUGUUGGUCGCGUCACCAAGCCAGCAAACCCCCCAGGCACACUUACUAAACGGUCAAGUGAUUAAAGUUGAACACGAUCAGGUCAUAAUUACCGUCUCUUCUCAUGCAUAUAUUGCUUUCAAAAUAACAGGAAACUUACACAGCAAGGAACAUUCAGGAGAUCCCGACUGAAACCCUUGAAACGUAAUCGCUGUGUUCUAUUUUGAUACAAUAAUACUAAUCAUCAAAUUGUUGACUACUAAUUUCCCCUCCCCCGUCUUUCUACAGUUCGGGAUAUCCGGACCAGUCUGGUAUGCAGCCACAGGCAUAUGCCCUUCGGCACUCUUCUGCAUACUUUUUACGCAAUUUCGGAAGAAGGCUCCUGGUGCUCGUACAUUCCUCCAAGUCAUUUAUGCCAGAUUUGGCAAGACAGCACACUACACCCUCUGCGCAUUCGCCCUUCUCAACAGCUUCUCCAUUCUCGCCCUCGUGAUAGCCAGUGAGCUCCUUCUCCUUUGUCAUCCUAUCCCUCCUACCCACAGUUUCGUUAGUUCACAUUUUCUGAACUGUGCUCUCUUAGCCUUCUGCCUGAGCGAAACAGAGAGUAAAUUAACAUUUCUGUUUAGCAAAAAGAGAGACAAAUUAUAAAGUUAGUGUUUUUGGAAGUUUUUUUCCAUACUGCUGCAAAAAAACUACUAACCUUGUGAUCACCAGUCCUAGUAGAGGCUCAGAAUAACUGCAUCUGGGGCCACGUUUAUGUCUCCUUCUCUUUGUCCGAGGACAUAUUAAGGUGAUUGGCUUUCUAGGCGGCAAACCGCGUCUUUUUCUCUCUUUCCUACUUAGCUCUUCUCGUAGAACGAUAGUUCAUUGAGACUACCGAAAAGAGAUACUAAAGAAUGUGCGAAAUUUCUGACGUUUGGGCUUUCUUGUCCUCAUCCAUCCAGACAGCCUGUUCUUCAAGGUAAACUCCCUGACCUCGCCGUAGGGCGUGCGGGAAAAAAGCUUCUCUGUAGAAUAGUCACCUUGUUCUGUAACUUAACAGAAAAUAAUUUUGCUAUGAGAGCAGCUAUAGUUACUCAUUUGCUAUAACAAAUGCCAGCAGGAAUUUGUAGGCACGAUUUGGGCAAGAGUUAAUUAAGUUUGGACAUAAAAUAUCAGAUAACAAUGGGCACUCAUAACUUGCAGUCUGCGAUAAAACCAGUCAGGGUUUUAGUUACUUGGCGGUUUAUUUGCUAACAAAAUAGAUUGUUACUCUAAGCUACGCUAGCCAAAAUUAAAUGGUAGGCAAAAUUCGAAACAUCAGAUUAUGGUUGGCAGUUUGGUACUAAUAAGUUAGUAAGUUCUAUUAAUUUCUUUCCAUUUUAAAAGUGCCCUCUGGUGGACUGCAAUUAACUGUCGUUUUAAAGUCAAGAUAAAUCGCGGAAAAAUACAUGAAAUUUUCCUAUUUGGACAAGAGAUAUAGCUCCUUUUGUAAACCAUGGAAAAGCGCUUCUGUUUUUAGUGUUUAAAUUUCCAAAAUAGUUUAGUCAAAUUGACCGUCUAACUACAAAAUGACUACCCAUCAGUAAAAACUACCAUAGGAAAGCAAAAAUGUAGAUAUAGAUGCGCAUUUACAAAGGACGCAAGUUCAUCUACUUGGCCUUUUGCAAAAGACUAAACUACGGAAGGUUAACCAGUUUAAAGCCAAUUUUGAAAACAAAAGUGGUUUAAAAGGAACUAAAGAGCGGUUUAUAAACCAUUUUCAGGCAAGUACCAUUGGCUGCUUACCAAGAUCACCAGAUAGAUAUACAAACUGAUUAACAGUUUAGACAUGUAGUGUAUCAGCUUACGAGAAACCACAUUAGAAAUUUCAUAGCGUCCGGCGCAUAACGUUUAGAUUAGUUUUUUUUGCUCUAUUUUAUAUUUUAAAAGCCCCUUCUCAUAUUGGCUUAUGUAGAUGGAAGCAAAGUCUUUGCUGGUAUAACCAAUCAGAUUUCAUUUGAAUUGGUCUGGAUCAUAACUGUGAUUGUUGCGGGCAUCUGUGCCAGCAUCGGCAACGUGCGGCAAAUUGUACCAACCUGUGUCUGCGUCUCCGGUUUUCUUUUGAUGAGCACGAUGGCCAUCACGAUUGACACCUUCUUUAUGAGCUCCAAUCCUCUGCUCGGUGAGUUUCGAAGAGUAAUAUUAGAUGAAACUGUACGAUGAAUAUUUGGCGCAUAGCAUGUCGAAUUAAACUUCAAGUGCAGGCGCCGUGGUGAAAAGUUUGCAAAGUCAGCCCUCAUUGUGAAUGAGAGGAAUACUAGUCUCAAAUAAGGUUACCCACUGCAUCAGAGAAAUAUGGUCCUAUGAAGAUAUGAAACCCAAACGUACCCCUGUUUCUUGCCAGUAUGUUAAGACGGGAUGGUCAGAUUUCUCCUUCGAUUUACGUCACUUCGUUUCAGAGAAUCACUUACGUGAGAAUAUUUAACGGACAUACUAGUAAUAAUGAGCAAAGGCGGGCAAACCUCUUUAAAUUCUGCCCACUUCCGUUUAAGUUACCAGGAUGUAACCGGUCGGUACAAUAGCCUCAUAGAUAAGAAAGGGGGAAAAUGCUAAUAUUCUGACCUGCUUUCACAGGUCUUCUUCUGCAGAAUCCAGCACGACAAGUUCACCGAUGUUAACACCUCCGCAGAAAACGUCACAUCAGAAAUUCAUUCCCACUAUUUAGGAAAGCGGAAUAGGGCAAAACGUUAACGAUUAACUCAUAAUACACUGUUAGAAGUUCCAAAAUCUCGUAGACCGUUUUAAAAUAUGGGGAAAUGUAAUUUAUGCUAAAAGAGAUAGUUGCAUAACAAGUUUUCAUCUUCCAAGACUUGUGAAUAUCCCCAUGUUGCACAUGCAAUGUCAAACGGGCGGACGUACAUUUUCACUAAUUCCUCAUCAGGCCGAUACAAUUACAUGAAGAAUGGAGUUGUAAAUCGCGGGCAGGGUUUAUAAACGUCUCAGAGGUUAUUCGCACUCCUAUUUCCCACGCUACCAGCACGACGAGGUCGGCGUGUCGAGGUCACGGCUCAUAUCUUCAUUCUCCAUGUGAUUUUAUUAGUCUGAUAAUGUAUUGCUGAGAACAUAUGUUUGCCAAUUUGACUUUCUAACAUUCUCAUCUAUUUAAAAUCAGAUUUGCUGACUCCUACGCACAUAUAAAGUAUUUGCUGUGCAUUAAGUAGGUGAAGUGUUUGUCAUGAAAUUAGGCGUAUUACAAGUAAAUAUCACUCCUCUAUCAAAUUCUCUUGUAUGUGCACAGAGGAUUUAUUUUGAUAUAUUAUAGGAAACACACGACUCUGGGCGGAUCAGUUUUGCACGGGCUUGAGGGCAUCAGCAUCAGAAUAGGGAAUAUUAUGAUAUCUGAAUAAGUUCGCGGAAAUUCUCUGGACUGGGAAGAAUGUAAUCAAGAGGAGAAUGCUAGAAAGGCCACGCUUAUUUGCUUUGUUAAAAUUCCACUAGCUCGGUUUCAUCCACUAUAUGGCUUUCAUCGUUCCACAUACAUGACUCUACUUAGUAACUAGUUUUUUUGCUUAGACAUGGACGAGAAUUACUAGUCGCGUUUUCAUAUGAUAAUGUUUGGCAUACUCAUAGUAAGAACUUAAUGUAAUGCUUUUGAAAAUAUGGGGCAUGGCAAACUGUUAAGCUAACUGCUUUCAAACAAAGUUUUUUUGCUAUUUGAGCUACAGUUAAUUUACUUUUUGUCCUACAUGCAAAGGUUCCGUUGAUAAAAUCUACCAACCACUAGACGAGCAUUCGAGCAAUCCGGCGAACAAUGGACCCAAUCGACUUACAUUUAGGACUGCCAGUCCCGUGCAAAGUGCAUUGGCUAAAUUUAUAAGUAAGCAUGUACAUUUUUAUAUCCCUUUGUACCAAACCUUCCUGACUUCUCUGAAGGCCAGAAUAUGGUAAUGAUCAAACUCGAAAAGGCGCUUGGCUGAUAUUCCACCGUUGAGUCUUCGUCCUAUAAUCCGGAUAGGUUGGUCAGCGUUAGGCAUGAAUUUAAAUAUGCCCGAUCGCAGCCAGUACACUCGAUGUUAGAACGGUUCCUUCUCGUUGCUCAGUGAUGAGUAGACUCGCGCUCGAGCUUCCGGACUUCCUGACAUUGAAUUAGGCCAUGACUGACUUCAGACGGAAAAUGAAUCAGAGAGGGACGUUUUAAUACUCCCAAUCUGUGUUUGCAGCUACAGUUGAUUAUCGAUUGACUGUUAUUACGUGACCGCAUAAAGGCACGCGUUGGAUAAAGGUGAGAGUUCAUUAUGCCGGAUACUUGCAUACCCGUCGAAGCACGGUUCAAAGGUUCCCAACAAAAGGUCCUAGCGUCAUCAUUUUCAGAAGUUAUCUCUAUUGAAAAAUUCCUAAAAUUAUAAAGCGUCACCACCGCCAGAAAUCAUGCGAACUUUAUUUUAAGCGACAGUACAGGCUGCAGUAUAUUGUAGUACUCUCACGCUCUUUAAUAUGACUCAGAAACCCAAAUCUCAAACUCGCUAUUUGUCAAACUAUGCGCCUUCAAAAUACUUUACGCCGUGUAAUUCCAACUCUCAACUUGUUUGUAGGUUUUAAUAGGCCAUCCCCACUUGGUGUAACUGUGCUCUGGUACUAACCGUUUUUGGGCUGUUAUAGUGUUUUAUAAAAGGCGGGAGGUAUUUAGAUUUAAAUUCAAAAAACUAAUGCGAAUUCGAAAUUCCUACCAAAAAAAGUUAGGGGCAUUGUUUUUAACUCUGUUAUAUCCACCUUAGAAAGUUGCUUCCUCAUAUUUCGACAAUUUGUCUAUCUCUUUCUCAGUUUUCGAACAGCAAACUGUUAUGCCAUGAACUGUUGACUUAAAUUAUGAAAUGUUUUUUCGAUUACUGAAGACAACUUAAGUAGUGUUGUAAUAUUAAUGAUUAAGCAGCAGAAUCUCAUGAUAUUUCAGUCACGUCAGAAUGCCGGAUUUUAUACGAGCUCCUUUCCGGCCGUCCGCAAAACUAUACUCCGUUAAAUGACGACUUAAGUAACUCGAAUUUUUAUUAUUGAUUUUUAUGUCCUUAUGAAUUCAAUCAUAUUUUGUAUCAAAGUGCAUAUAAACAUUCGUCUUUUACUCUUGGUAGCAAUUAACGUCUCCUUUUAUUUCUAUAACUGACGGAAAAUUUUAACUCAGUUAUGGGAACUUUUAAAUUCCUAAAUAAUUUCGGACCCGUCCUGCCGUUACACAUUCAUUCAGGGUUCCCAAAUUACAAAUUGUAUAUUUUCCCUGUUAAGUAAAGCAUUUAAGAUGAUACUAUAUGGGGCUUCUGAAACUUUAUACCUAAUAUGACCAUAUUUUGUAGUACUCAAGCGACGGUACUAGUAGUAGAAAUAUGUUGUCUUAUAAAUCCCAUACUAAGAACCUUUUCACAGCCAAAAGAUAUUCUUUCUCCAAGUGCAAAGUGCAAAAAGACCUGAUUUGCUACCGAAUGAGCUAAAUAAUAAGUAUUUAUGUGCAUAUUUUCUAUAAAAUAUAUUUGAAUUUAUAAAGGCAUCGAAAAUCAGUGAGUGCAAUUCAUACUACAUGAGUAGUAAUUUAUUGCAGAGGGCAGCUUUUGUAGAUGGCCUGAAAGAAGCUUGCAUAAAAGCUGACAUCCUACUGUGAAUGGCAUAACUUCAUCGCCUACUGAUCCAUUUCUAAACACGUCAGAGGCAUCGGAAUGAUGCGGAACUUCAAAAACGCUGCACGUUUGUUGGUCUACGAUGAGUAUAAUUCUUCACAGUAUCUCAGAGGUAAAUUAGGUAUCCCUUCAUGGCGGCGUUGUCAAAGCUUGACAGUAAGCAUAAAACCCAUCUCUGGCAAACCAAACCAGCUCGGUUGUUCUUUCGGCGUUAUCUGUGCAUGGGAGAUGGUAACGCCAAUUCGGGCAGAAAUGAAUAAAGACCCGAUAUCCUUUAUUUUCUGCUGUAUGCUCUUAAGGCCUCAAUAACAGAAUUCCGUCUCCCUCACAAAAAACAUUUGCUAAGUUAAAUAUUUCGCGACCAGACAGCUGCAGGGGGAGUCUGCAGAUUGUUUGCUGAGCUCGGGAAGCUAAUUUGCCGACAAUAUUAGGUUGCAUUGCAGUAUUCGCAGUCAGUUUGAUGCAUUUUUAUUCCCUAUUUCCUACGCUUUUGUUAUGAGAAUACAGUCUUUACAUAUAAAAACUAAGUUAACUAAAUAAAGCCACUUCUGACGUUUUUGGGAUAUUACGUUUUUCAAAAUAAGUCGGCAUUUCUAAACAACGUAACACUGUCCUUAAUAUUUCUUACAUUUUUUUAAUUCUUUUAAACUUGUACUUAAUUACCAUGGACAUUGGACUCAUGAAAUGGUGUCUGUUUGCGAGUGAUUGGCAAUCAUUCGUAAAUUUCUACACAUUUUAUUAGUAAGGUCACUAACUGUUUAUCUGACUGGUCUUUCUCAUGCAUGUGCACAGGCUGCCUAACCUAAAAAAUACGGAUUUCUAUAAAUGAAUAACCCUAAUCCAAUAAUGUUAAAUCACCGGAAUCUGAUAAGUGCUCUCCUCAUAUUCUGAGGUUACGAAGGGCAUUGAAAAGGUGCCCACUCGCCACUGCGUUUUUCUACCUUUAUCGUCUACCUACAGCGGUAAAAAGCGAAACUAGUUGAUUUUGGCAGACACAAACUCCUAGAAGUCUAUUAAACGAAAGCUCGUCCUCUAUUCUGUAGCGUCUCUCCAUUUCAGAUGUGUUUUUAACCCUGAGUGUGAAGAUAACACGCGAAGACAGUUUCAAAGUCAGAAAAAACUGUCUGUUGUGCUGACACCUACGCAAAUGCCUUUCUCAUAAUGAAAUGUAAUGUAUUUUUUAAUUUUUGGAGAUGCACAUCUGAGGGAGGGGGGCAGGACUCUGGACACAUUUUAGGAUCCGACUAGUUUGGUCGAAAGCUAUCCGUGCUGAUUCUAGUACAGCCUGCAAUCGAAAAACUGAAUUCCGCAAAGCUUUGAAAUAACUAACUGAAAGGUUACAUAUAGAGUCUCCCAAAGCGCCUACAUCAGACAAAGUACACACGUGUACACGAAAGAACCCCAAAAAGUGCCAGAUGAUUCGGCGAUUUAUAAAAGGAAAUGACCAGAGGAUGUGCAUUGAAGACUGUCAUUUGGAAAAACUGACUUGAGACCACCACUUGAACUUUCAGCCGAAAAGAGACUCGAUGAGAGCAUCCAUUGUUUCAACAAAAGUUGACUUUACCUUAACACGCCUGAGGCUGUAAAACUGUCCUAAACCAAAAGCCCUUAUUGAAUGUAAAUGCGCUCUUCUGCAGAAUGCGCUUCUGUAAGGAUGCGCUCUUCUGCAGGCACUAAAAACGCUCCUAAGAUACAUUUCUCUUCCACAGUUUCACUGGCUCAAGUUGUGCUGGACCAGGCCAACUGGGAGAUCUGUUCAGUUUCGCCGGCUGGAAAGGCGAGUGCAGGUGUGCUCACAGCCUGUUUCCUCUGGCUGGCCCUUCCGUUUGCAUUUGGCACGUCCACCAGCCUUGGCUACUUUGCGCUUAAAAAAGACCUCUUCAACAACAUCACUGCCGAAGUUGAUACAGGUAAGCACUUUGUGAGAUGUCACAUGAGCUAAUAUGAUCACAAAUGUCAAUGUGUGUGUGCGUGUGGUAAUUAACUGGUGUUCAUAUUUGCCAUUCGAGCUCAUCCAAGUCUUCGUGGUCGCCAACUCAGGGUUUCGCAUGUCAGUGGUGCUAAUUUCUCAGCGAAUAACUGCAUCCCAAAUCGCACCACAGUGUACCGACAAAGAUAGGGGAGAUCGGAAUGAUCUUAUCUGCAUUUAUUACCAGUCGCUAUGCGGCUGUCUGCGAAUACUCUAUAUUUAGCCCCAAGGCUAGACGGGUGAGCACGUCCCAUAGUUUAUAUUCCCAAUUGCAACAACGGGACAACGGACCGUGUAUCAGUAGCAGAGCGUUGGCUUACUUAACUCUCAAUAACGAGAGAGCUCUGGUUCGAAUCCUAGAUCAUCCACUUUUGGAUUUAGGUAGGGCUGAUUCACGGCAGUUACUACGUCAGAAAGUGUUACCCGGUCUCCCUAGUCUCUCUCAGUAUCCCCUUACUUGCUAAGUUAUAUACAGUAGGUUACUAAUAAGUCCAUUCAUUGAACCUCCCAAUUAACUACUUCCUUUUAUUCAAUUUAAUUGACUUGUUUGUCGUUUGCUGGUACUACUUCAGCACUCAUAUUUGUGAGCAAGAUAAAUUUCGGCUCUCGCCCAAAUCACGGUGUUCUCAUUUAGUGAAUGAUUAUAACGUAUGCAAGAUGGAUCUGAUAAGUUAGCCGACGAUAGGUUCAAUAAACUUCGGGUGCUCAGUCGGGACUGGAUCCUUAGAGAAAACUAUCAUGCUCUCUAUGUACGCGUGUUCCAAGAGGGCAUUGCGUGACGACAUGCCAAAGGGCUGGGAUAACAUUUAUCACCUACAGAUUAACAAAGCUUCUUUUUAGUAUGUUAUAUGAAAAUAUGAAAGUCGAUCUAAGAGAAAACACUUUUUGUGCGAUGUUAUUUAGUCGGUUGAAUUUCAUACCUUCAUAGUUUUCAGAAAAUAGAUUGCCUUUGUCCAUUAUUUUCCCGUUUGAUAAUUGUUUUCUUAUUGGAGAUAGGAAAUGCAAAUCUUCGGUUUUAAAAUACGAACUGCUAGAAUGCCGGAUUAAGAUCGCUUAUGGGCGAUAUUAGAAUACUCCCUCUCUGACUCGGGUUCGAGUUUGAUUUUAUGGUUUGACAGCCGAGAAUUCAAGCUGACUUACGUCGCGUGCCACCAGAGCAGAAAAUCUUAGUUGACCUGCUUAAUCUUUAAAUUUGUCAUUAGUCUGUCAUCUUUAGACUCUUGUCUGCCUGGUUGAAUGCAGCAUGCUUGAAACAUCUCAACCGUUAGGGACCGGGUAUGUGUGCCUCCUUAAUUUAUUUUCCCAAAAAAGUCUUCCAGUACACUAAGAUAAUUGUGUUACGCAAAUGCUUUUUUUCAUUUUUAUACAUCUUAAAACACAUUUUCGCUCCUAAACGAUCCCCGUAAAUACAGUCCCCCUAGUGCAGGAGGCUUUGCUCCCCAGUUUAACGGGAUGAGAACCUAGCUGCCAAAAAGCACCUUUUUGUUUAACAGAACAAACCUAUGGCGCAAAUAAGAUCUGUCUUUUUGUAUAGUUAAGAACCUUACGUUUCCCCUCGAUAACUGCUCCUAAUACCACAAUUUCCACGUUACGGCGGACCUUGCGCCGUACAUUAGGCGGGAUACGCACAUCAGGUUCCGAUCUCUCAGCCUUCAAGAACUUGUAUUUAAGAGGAUCGCUUGAAAGUGUAACAGAUUUCGGGUUGGUGCGGAAUCCAGGUUUAUAUUGGUGGUGUUCAUCGAUCUACUUUCUUUACGGGGUAUCCAGUUUUUUCGAAGUUUUAUCGGUGAAACUUCAUGAUUUUCACUUGCCAUUUUAUAUGAAACGACUUGUGGUGGCUUCAGAGUUGGAGUUCCAAGGCGUAAAAUAUUCAGCCAGUAUUCCCUCCUACCGUAAUUCUAUUUCUACGCGGCACUAAAUUUUCUUGACCGCGGCGAACUGACCGUGAAUUCAGUACACAAGUCACAGAAGCUUUCUCUGUUAUGCAGCGACAAGUUGUAGGCCAUAAGUCGCGCAAAAUGUGUUGGCUCCAAUGAAUUCUGCUGUGUUUGUUUGUUUCAAACAGAACAUUUCGCUAUAAAUUCUCACUGAUACUUUGAGCUUUAGUUCAAAACUCUGAUACUCCUGGGGUUGGGACAUACCGAACUGCAAAUAAACCAGAAGCAACCAUCAUGAACCACCUUAUAUUUCUCGUUUACGCUUAUCGAUCAUACCCUUUCCUUACGUCCUCGUAUCCGCUAAGAGGUGAACUUCAAGAAACUGGUGGGACGAGAGAGAAUUGAUUGCUUGAACAGGAAUUGUGUUUAUCCGAAGUUUCGGAUUCAUCCUCCAAUCCAACCUUAGAAACACUGGCAGAUAAGUUCAUGAUAACGCUCAGAGUGCCGUAUUUCUAGAAAGCGACGACCAAGUAACUCCGUGAAUAUUAAAAUAGCCCCAUCGUAGAUGCUCGUGCUUAAUGCGACAGUGCUCUGGUCGCUCGUACCCAGGCCGUUAAUGGUCGCGAUUUCAUCCCCUAUCUUGUCAGCUGGCAUGAUAAUUAUUCAAUCAUUAGGGGGCAGUAGUAUUUUCGCUUCUCCGCCGAGAUUUUCAGCAUGAACAAUUGCACACCCCAGACUGAAUAAGCCCUUUCCAACUUGCAUUUCUAGCGGAUGCAGCCAUCACCGUUUUUGGGUCAGCUUUCGGCAACAAUGGGACCCUCCUCCUCUUCGCAAUGAAUGCCUUUAUUAUAGUGACAGUUGGCAUUUUUCAGCUUUUCUCUAUCAGCGCGGUUGUCACCUACGACAUUUAUGCAACGCAUUUGAAGGUAAUUUUGUGAAAACCAUGUAACAGAUGGUGAAAAAGAUUUCCUUGUCCCUUACUGCAUAAUAUUGCCAACACAAGCACUUUACCUUCACAUAGCAAGUUCGGACAUGUUGGAGAGUUUCGAUGAAAUGUUGACAUCAAGAUCAACUUUGCCUCCCUCGACGAACUGCGCAUAGACAAAGGGGUAGAUAAAAAAGUGAAGAUGAGUCCUUAACCUUACUUGGGUAAGCAGUUACUGUAGCCACUAAGCCAUAAACUUCCAUUGUUUAGCAUUACAUCCGAUCCAGUUAACAUCCUCCGCAAAUUCCAGAAUGUGUCAAUAAUAAGAAUUACCUCACUUUUAGUCUCGUGAGCCGUCAUUAAAGGGGGCAAAUGGCCAGUUCGUAAAGACCAAAUGCACAAAAAACCUAUAGGCUGGAUAAGGGAACGUUGGUUAAGCCUCGAAAAAAAUUAACUAGAUCAGAUAAGCUCAAAGGAAUCAAAGUAUACUGGGUAGGACACGGGAAUGGGAACCCCCAUCCCUCAUAAUGUAGGUGGUUGUACGCCAGAUUACAGGAGGGGACCCUAUUCCCGUGCCCUAACCCCUACACUAUCGCCAACUCCUGUCUUCCUGUACCUUUAGCAGGAGGCCAUCGGUAUUAGAGGGGGUGGGUUCCUAUUCCCAUGUGCUGGCGCAUAUUGAAAACAUGUAUUAACUUUUGAUUCUUGCGUAAUUGUCGUGUGGUCGAGGUAGUGCAAUUACUAGCCUAAACCUUUCACAGUCCUUGGUUGGCUUGCUGCUUUACGUGAGUAAAUACCAAAAGGUUCUGUAAGUUCAGAUCAGGUUUCAUCUCACAUACAGACACCUCAAGUGGUGGCAUGAUUUUACGCCCUCGAAAAUGCACGACGAGUACAAGUACUGAAAGAAGUUAUGGCAAUGCUUAGAGAGCAGGAUCAAAGAAAAACAUUAUUUUAUCCUCUUUUUGAGACGCCUAGAGGAGGUUCCCCAACAGCCUUUCGAUUGAUAGUCGCUUGCAGUAGACAGUGAGGGCAAAUCGCGUUCCGCCACUGUUACACGUAGCUUUGCUUUUACUCGCAGCCAGGUAUGCCGUCAUGCGGCACCGCUGGCAUGUUCCCGUACUAUUUGAUAUCUUUAUAAAGUCCGGUGAAACGCACAUAAUUGCAUGAUUCUGUUACUCCCGUUCUAGCCAUUUAGAGUUUGCUACGAUAACAACUGUUGCAUCCUCUGCGGGAAGACAAGAGGUGAGGUCGCUCGACCGAAGGACAGAUGUGAAUGUGUACCAGUGAUUGUCUGUGAAAUGUGCCAGCGCGACAAUGAGUGAGUGUAUUUGGAGAGCUAAAAAUCAUGUUGAAUAUGGUUUUUAUACUUUUAAUACUAUUGACGAUUUGACUGCGCACCUGAGGCCUACCACCUACUCAGACCUUUUUCUUAACAAGAAAAUAAAAUAUACUGCAAUUUGGGUAUUCCUAACAGACCGACAGGCAGCAACCGCUGUGUCUCUAGUACGCCAAGUGCAACCUAAGGGCUGAUAUCAGCAAACAAUUCUCUUGAUUUGCCAGGAAGUCUAGUUGCCGUCCUAAGCUAAAGGUGAUCGCGCAGUGCCGCAAACGAAGCGUUCCACAGUUCACUUGACCUGCAUGAUGGACAAGUGAACAACACUUGAAUCCUGGUGAGUUUCAAGUAAGUGGAGCUCUACUGAAGGACGCAGCGUCGAUUGGCUUUGACCUCCCGCCAUUCUGAUGUCACGUUAGAAGCGCGCCUUAGGCAGUCGACUGACGGUGAGUAGUGUUCAGCGGGCUGAAGACGGCUAGGCUGGGUUGCCGCGACGGCGAUCGAAGGAUCAGACCUCUACAAUCGCCCCCCGUCCGAGUAAGCAUAACCAUCCCGGAGGGCACAAUGUCCUCCACUGCUUGGGACUUUUGCAAUGCUAACAGGACAACGGAAUUUCGCAGUUACGCACUUUUUCUGACCCUAUCAUGUCCAGUUUCUUAUUAACGCCCAGCGCUGUGCCCACAGAAUAUUGUGCACGGGUUUGUGUAGCGUUAUGGUGAGAAAUGAACAUUUGCCACUACUCUCACUUAAUGGCGCUCACCAAUCGUGCUACGGGCAUAUUCGUCCCGUUGUGCCUUGGAGGUCAGUCUAGAACUCAGCCAGCAGUCGCAUUUCGGCUAGAAAUAUAUGCAGAAUAACGUUGCCAAUAAAAACAAGAAAGAUUGGAACCGAAAUUUCUGGUCUACUAGCCGUCGUCAAUCAGCCACACCUAACCCCGAGGUUUGUAACGCCUGGGGCCUAGCCUCGCUACCCGCUCGUUAGAAAUCAAACGCUCUAACUUUUAGGCCACGGAUUAUUUGUCAUUUCGGUUGCUAUCGGUAUUUUAACGCAAUCGACGAGUACCCCUUUAUUAUUGUUAACAUAACCCGUUACAACUGACAAGACCCUUUUAACGCUGAUGACGAUUGGGAGGAAAGAGAUCCGGUCAAAAUCUUCGGAUAGUAAAAAAACAACGGAGUGUCGGCUCGUUCAGAACAUGCUUAGAAUUUAUACGUGUAGGUUUCAAGGCUGUUCUUGCUCUUUUAGAGUUCAGCUCUCAAACAAUGGCCCUGUGAAACCUGUUCCCAUCUGUCGCGUUCAUGCAGACUACAAAAACUACAUCAGCAGACUGGAGACUCUUCAUGGAACAGCUAUUCUUGUGAUCCUGGGAUUCAUUCUGCCCCUUGGAAUUCUGCUGAAUUAUCCAGGGGUAGAACGUUAUUCUAUUUUUGACUUUUAGUGAAUUUCUGAUAUUAAAAAGGCCAUCGCAGAUGGUCAACAUAACAGGUUUAUCUGCUUUUAAGAAAACAACCUUCAAGGCUCAUUCGCCCUUGCUUUGAUGAAUAAUUACUGAAAUCUAACCAGUCCUGUUCAAAGUUUGUAGUGUUCAAUGUGCCAAAGAUUAGAUGGACGGACAAACAUCUCGUCUGGUGAAGACAGUAACUACCUUGCAACCGGGGGGAUCAGAAGUACACUUCUGAAGUAAUCCAAUGCCGAAUUCGGCUUUAUGCUGAAGAUUUGCAGUUCUGAUCUUCUUCGUGCUCUGAAUGCGAACGGACUUGUCGUGAUAUCAGUGAUCUUACUGACUACAUUAUGUUCCAUAAUCGGAAUGUUCACCUCGCAGCAGCAUUCCAGUGGUCGAGUGAGCUAUGAUAAUAGGUUUAGGGCCAGAAAGUAAAGAUAAUUUAAGUGAGCUGAGACUCUAACAUCGUUUAAUAUAAAUGACCUUGAGCAUGGGACACGAGGACGCCAAGCUAGCUACUUGCUAUGAAAAACGGGAAGCUUCAGCUAAAAGGUAGAUUUUGUUCUCACGUUCUGAGAUCCAUCUGUCAAGUGGGUUUAUUUUUAGUCCUUUUACCUCGAGAUGGAUAUUCUUUAUUCCAAAUUGUCGCUUUAAAUUGCAUAAACGAGAUAAACUAACGACCAAUGCGAGCCCGGUAGGCAGCCAAAAUAUUACUGGAAUAAUAAAGAACCGAAUUUACUUGGGACAGCAGCUUUGCUCGAAAGUAUCCGAUUUAGAUGAGGCGUGAGGCGGGCCCCCUUAUCAAUGCAACGAAGUUUACAGGUCCCUUACACCUUAUGCAGAUUUUCAUGAAGAAAAUCACUUUUGGAUGGUAUACUCGAGACUCAGUUUAUAGGAGACUGAUGAAAAAAACUGUAUUGGUUUUGUAAAUAUGGGUCAGUUCUGGGGUUCCCGUAUCCUUGGAGUUCAUGAUAUGUGACGACAGCAAUUCAAAAGACCCAAAUAACCUUCCCAUAAGUUUAAUAAUCUCAAGUAAUAGAAUAGUAAACUGGUGUUUUUAAUUCGCUCUCUCUUUCCUCAGAGAAACCGUGCUUCUUUGCAGUUUUUGACUCACUAUUUUAUGUCCUACAGGUGAACCCUGAGGCCGUCAACUCUAUCGCCAGUGUGACGGUAACAGCGGCUGUUGGAAGUGUGAUAUUUGCCCUCUUUUUCACCUGGCUGACAGCACAGGCGAUUGUCAUCUCCUGUAUCUUGGGUGGAACGCUCGCGGCAGUAGCCUGGCUUAUACUGAACACGCUGGUGUCUUUUGACAAGAUCUCUAACCUCAGUACGUCUACUUCCACCAAUGGAUCAGCAGCUAAAUCCCCAGCACAUACAUUUUAUCUUUCAUGUGAAACUCAGUGUGUCAUGACUUCAGUCAACGGUGUCUCCCACCCCAACUGUUUGCUCCGGGAAGCUGAGUCGAGGUCUUGUGUAACGAGAUCUAUGAAGAUUAAGUGAUGUGGUUAUGGGAAGUUCGCAAAAAAUAUGGGCAAACGACCGCAAGAUGAGUUAGGAUUUUAUAGCUAGUUUUUUUUCUUUCGGACGCUCUUAUCGUUGAGAUGUCAUAGGUGGGGCUCCAUUACGGCAAAACGGGGAGAUUCAGUGAAAAGGCCAAAUUAGCGUGCAGCGUGAGUGAAAGAGACUUGCCGUCUUGGUUCGAUUUGGUUUUUUUAUCGCACGGACACAGUGGAAAGGACGCAAUUUAUUCCAGAACUUUCCUAUUAAUCAGGUGCUACAUGGUAGGCAUAAGUACCCUGCCUAAAAGAGUUCACGCGGCACUUUUAGAUAUUUCAAAAUGAUAUUCAGCUCCAAAGAACACUUCGAGAAUUCAGAUAUUCAGCUAAGCAUUUGACAGUCAUAGAAAUUGUCGACGAAGACUAUUUCGAUUCACAUGUUCCAGGGUAUGGGCUAGGGGAACUGCGAUCGAUGCUCAGAAGUCAAGACUGCCGACGCCAGAGAGAGAGAGAGGUGGCGGUGUUAUUGGCAGGCUGAGAGCGUUAACCAUUAACUUGAAAAACUCAUGGUACUUGUGCUCGCGAAAAUGUGGUGGUUCCUCAUCGUCCCGUUUUCAGCAUGUAACUGAUCAGUUGUCUAGGUAAUGCACGGCCUGCUUACCUAGAGCUAAACGAACAAACAGUUCGGUUACUUUAUGUUCAGGAACCACGCUUCAGGUUCCUGUGGAUGGGGUUUUAAUGCACUUUGACCGAGGACCAUUGUGCAGUUAAAGUCAGCGGUAUGCACCUUCUCUCGCUCAUGCUUCACCUUCUCGUUCUGUGCCAAACAGGGCAAAGAUUAUUUAGGGGUGGAAUAUCCCGCUAAGAAGGGAGCCUGACUUCUGUGAAGCAUGUUUAACUGUGUUGGGUCUGGCUAAUCUGUGGAGCAAAACUAGCAACAUCAGAUUGCAUGCAUGGAAUAAGUGUAGGUCGCGGUAGCCACUACGCCGUAACUCAUCUCCAGUCAACUCGACGUGACCCGGUCGCCCGUACAAUAUUGAAUGGAAAAAUAAGAUGUCUGUCUGACGCAGAUCCCUCAGGCUCCCGGAUUCCUCACUCCACUAAAUGAGACGCUCUUCAAAUCAUCACGACGCAGCGGAUGUCGCACUCGAAAAGCUGCCAGAUGAACGCAAAACUCUAACCCACUCCGGCCUGGCGGUCAGACUAUGAUUGUUUUUUUUAUUCGUGGACGUUACGCCGACUCCCUUCGACUAGGCACGCAAGAAUUCUCCUUUAAAGUCUGACGGAUGCGUUUUCAGAAACAAGCACCCGCGUGGAAUGCAAAUUUGACUUUGUCACGUCAACCACUGCGCUCCCGCCCAUCUACAAUCGCCUUAGUCUUGUCACUAGAAGUCAAUGGCCACAACAAGAAAGGGGGAGUUAGACGCUGCGCAUUUCUCUCUAGUCAUUAUCAAGUUCGCGCUCAGGUCAACAGUGCACCCCCCUCCUCCUCCCCCCAGCCCAUGGUAGUCUUCGGCGUAUACGCCAAUGAACACGUCUAACUUUAAGAGGAACCCCAGAGUUCGUUGCUCGGGAGGUCAUCAAGUUUCUAAUGAUAUGCCGCCGAGCGUGAUCGUUCGGUUCCAGCUAGUUAUUCGCAGUCCACAUUUUAAAUCAGUACCUUGCGAAUUCAAGGUGGGCAGAAGUGGCGCGCAUAGAGUGGGGUCAGAAGGCCUGACCGAUCACUACCACAGUCCUAUUUCUUACCUCUUGGCUCAUCUUCAGUAUCUGAAGGCGUUGGGUGUUUGACGAGAGACUGUGACCGAUGCCGCGCACAUUAUCCUUACUGCAGACUCAUUCCUACCCGAAUUUUCUUCCUUGUUCUUCUCCGAUCACACGUCGACAGGCCUAGCAAAGUUGAACUUUCGGUCUGCCAAUGAUUGCUGUUCGUACAGCCUAGUCAGCUGCCUAGGCUCUACCUUUCUGAUGUAAUUUGAGUCAGCAACAUCGGAAAAGUUCCCCUAUGCUACAGAAAAUUCCCUUUUAAGGACAAGAGGUCUUUGGUAACGCCAUACAGCGAUUAAGAAAUUUUGUCACCGGGCUAUUGCUACAACCGCGUGAAUAUUUAGUAAGAAACGGCGUCCCCCUGCUAUUUGUUGCGCAUCCCUCCUGAACCCAUUUGGCUCAAUGAGGCAACUAAGAACUGUUUUUCUUCAUAAAUGCUCCGACAUUGGUAACCGUUUUCAACAAAUUACAGGCUUAACUACAACGAUACGAAAAUUGUUGAUCGCCUUAAGAAUUCAAAAUGUUGCUCUUUACCCUCCAUCAAACCAAUAACGGGAGUCCACAAACAUCAGACUCAAGUAAUAAAAUACAUUAGAAGAGAUCUACCUGUCACGUCCCAGAUGUUCUGUUACUAGGCUCCGAGCAACCAUCGAGAAUACGCCCUCGCCAGUCGACUCUAUAUCAAGCUGACCGGGAUUUCCAAAAAUCAAAAAAUUUAGUUCACAGUACUCUAACGAAUCCCUUCUGGUCAUUUCAAUAUUAGUAAACAAUUUUGCUGCGAUCUUUCCCUAAUAAUAGGUUCUUUUUUACCUCGUACAAAUUAAUGAUAUGGCUGGACUAAAGGCAGUGAACUAUGGUUUGAAUUGCAUAAUAUCUGAAUUGGAACCUGGGUUAUCAUCAGCAUUUUAUGUAGAGACGUUUUGGCAUGGGAAUAUUGGACCUCCAGUGCAACAGGAGGCCUUGUCCUUAAUUUCGGGCAGUUAGAGCUAGGGUUACUGUUAUGCUUUGGGUAAAAUUUAGGGUUGGGAGAGUUAGGUUUAUGUGAGCCAGUGUUAGGUUUGAGGCUAAGGUUAGGACACUGCAAUAGAAUCACCUUGAAAUUUAACGUGAGUCCACCUGUAUCAUCUGGGAGGGGGCGAUUCCUGUGUCCAAGUUUGACCGUAGAAACAUUAUUCCAUGUAGUAUUUUUAGGGUUUGCUUUGCACCCCGGCUCAAAUUCAGGCGCAAGAGGUGGGAUGUAGCCUUUUCAUGAAUCCACACUUGGGUCCGAGAUAAUCCCCAAAGAACUGAUCGAGGAACUCUUUGCUGCUAACGAAUUCUAUUUACAUAUUUUUAGAGUCUGGUUCCUUUUAAACUUCAGCACUCAGUGAAGUACACUUGUUUUCGUCUGCAAUCGGAGUUUGCAGUGGCUUCAUCCUACCUAUUAUAAUUUCGUUUGCAACAAAAAGGACUGAUGAAGAUUUUGGAAAGAAGAGUUGGGAACGCCUUUUUGAACUUGACAAUCCGUUAACUCCCUGGGCUGAAAGUUUCAGCAGGUAAAUCAUUUUUGGUUUAUUUACAGACGGUCGCUGAUGUUCGGCCGGCACUGUAUUAAAGGCUAUCAUCUCAUAGUUUAAAUCUAUUCAGCUUUUCACUUGGCAGCUAGAGUUAUAACUAUAGCUUUAAAAUAAUACUCUCAUAGUGGAGUUGUUGCGAAUUGUGAACGUAAUGUUUACGAGUAAAUGAACUUUUCAUACAUUAAAAUAUGCGCUCAUUUCUGACCCCAAAGCUAAACGCGGUUUCUACUCAGUUACAUAAGAGUAAAUGGUGGUCGAUCAUCUUACGACAAAACAAUAACUCCGACUUGCAUAUUUCAAUACAACGUAAUUAACUUUAGCUCUAUAGGACCCUCCUAGCGCAGAUAAAAGUUCGGCUGUGUUCGGUAGGCAACUCAACUAGCUGGCUGUUUUAAACAUGAAAACUAAACAGUCGCAGUAGCGUUUUCCGUCUUGACCGGACUGCAGGAUACGAUGUGGGUAAGUUCUGUCUGCUUUACCGUUUUCCUUUAAUUGCUGCUUAUCGCAGUACGGUAGCCUGUGCCGACACUAGACAGGAGCUGACAGGUAAAAUAAAAUUUCCGUAUUCGGUUUUGCAAAGUUUCUGUGAUCUGAGGCAUGUAAGGAAGUCGCGGAUUUUUGAAACUUAAUUUUUACAUUAUCCGUUCGGUUUAUGACUUUAGUUUCUUUCAGUGUGUUCUCCCUUGCAUCAAUUUUUGUCGACGACGUUAGUAUCUCAAUGACAUUUCAAGCACCAUACUGAUGCUCCGAAAUUAUUCGCCUCAAACAAGGUCUUUUUGGGCCGUUUACUCUAACUUGGCAAGAAAAUAAUAAAAAGAACACAUGAAAUCUCUACUGACGGACUGUAGGCAAUAAGUGCUGCCUAACCCACUCAAAGCGACUGUAUUUUUCGAAUUACGCUCACCAAAACAAGUUCAAAAACAGGCGGGUCGAGGUGGCACAAUAGGUUUAGGUUUUUUGCUUUGGAGUUCCAAAUGUACAGCUGUGGAAGUAUCUGACUAACAUUCCAAAUGCCAAAUGUAUGACAUUGAAGCAAUUUCGAAUAAUUGGUUCUUUGUUCCUCUCCGAAAUUCUAUAAUCAGAUGGAGCUAGGGAAGACGAGCAGUGCGAUCACUCAGAGACUUUUCUUAGUUCUCUGAUGAUUUUCUUGGUCCAUAUGUUGGCUGGGUUCACCGUCUGAGUUAACGAAGACAAAAGAACCUUACGAUAAUGAAAGCUAAUUUCCGACCUCUGUGCACAACUAGUGCUACUUCUGUCGUUUAUGAGACCUGCGACUGCUUAAGUCGCCCAACAAUGUUUUCAACUCUUUGCUUAAACCAGUAAGACAAUUUUUAUUAAGGGAAAGGAUUUCUAAACGCGGACGAGCAUAACUCCUUUAUUAUUAUUAAUAUUAUUAUUAUUGUCCCACAACGGAUAGAGUCCCCAUAAGAGCGCAGUAAGAAGGAUCCAGUUUAGCCUGCAUCUCAGCCCUAAGGACCACGUUGUUCAGUCCGGUAGGCAACAUGCUAAUCUACGACUUUUAAGGCCCGUGGGAGGACGAAUGCAUGUCGGGAUUACUACAGUGAGGAAUGGCAACAUCUGUUUAUCAUUACUCAGUCCGCCCGCUCAUAUCACGCUGGAGAGUUAAGGCGGCGGUGUUUACCGAGUAUUCGACUGUAGCUGCGCGUCGCACAUGUGUUGACUCGUGAGUCACCAGGAAACAGACAUCGCUUGUACACUUGUGCUCCAUCAUGUGUUGACCACUGAUGAUCUAUGAUGAUGAAAUCAAUGAACGAAAACAAAGAUUUAGUCUUAAGGGUCAGGGUGAAUACCGUGUGGCCUCAGUUAUUUGCAUGGAAGUACUCAACAAAAUAAACACCGUAGUCCGUGGAAGAACGUUCUUACUUCUCUGUAAGCAUACUUAAUUAGGACUCUGGGUUGCUGAUUAUGCGUGAGGCCAAUGGCCUUACUGCAACUCUGCAUUCCACCUCUUAUGCAUUCAUAUUCUUUUGUGCAGACACUUUUCCUUGCCAUCCUACGAUCCGCAUUCCUACACCAGCCCACCCUACGAGGAGGUCAAAGCAGCACUACGAACUUCACAACUGACAAGUUUUAUCGGCGGUGCCAUCUUCGUCGUCUUAGUCUUGGCCCUGUGGCCGGGACUAUCUGCCAUUCCAACACAUUUCAGUCGUGAAGGCUUUAAAGCGUGGGUAAGUUUAGUGCCCCCGUUGAGUAAUUGCGUUUUUUUCUGGAAGAUUUUGAGAAAAUCUCCUGCAAAUUUCUAAAUUUAUUUUUAUUUUCUUAAAGACCGCCACAAAUGUCUACAUGGCAGCCUAUUUGUAAACAAUUUUCCCCCUUUAGAACGUGUUUACUUGCGUACGUAGUUUCGGCCACUCAAACACGUAGCAGGGUGGACGAGGCUAGAAGUUGCGUCUCGAAAACAAAAGGAACCGCGAGGUAAUCAAGGAAAUUCUUUCUUAACUAGGUUGACUAGUGGAAAACAUAAAAGCCACCACCCUUGGAGGAAAAAUAAUCGUGGUACACAAAAAUUACCUGAUGUUGACGGUAUAAGCACAUUACUGAUCCAUUAUCGAAGGGAGAGGGGCAGAUAGCCGGGGCAGUUGUUGUACCGCUCCAUCUUUGCCGGCGUCGAUUGGGCACCAAAAGAAGAGGGAGGGGUGAGGGUAACAGUUUACGGCAUUGCUACUGAUAACCCGCGUAUGGUUAUCAAGAUGGCUUUUCCUUGUCCCUUAACCGAGUUCCAUUAGAAGAAACACGAAAAUGCGCGAUCAUUGUAGGAAGACCUAAUGUUUACAGGCUUCCCAUGAUGCCGUUUACUACUGAAUUUUAACGAAGCAUAAAGAAUGAAGUGCACAUACAGAUUUAUGUGGUAAAAGGGGACUAAGUACAUAGGACGAAAUUUUUCAUCAGAAGAAGUCGAGGAAUUCUUGAAUGGACUUGGAAAUACUUCACAGUUUCGCGUUAUAUUUUUAAAGGUGAACAUAUACCACAAGUUUCAAUUUGAUUGGGCACUUCUUUAUUUUAUAUUUCUGUUCUUGUUUAAAAAUACAGAAAUAAUGCAAACAGAUAAUUACUCUAUUUGAAUGCUAAGGCUUUAAAGACAUACUCGACGCCAAAGAAUAUUUUUUCGUCGAUAGAAGGUUUGGAUGAAUGGAACCACUUUAGAAGAUAUAGACUAAGCAUAAAUUCGCUUUCUGGGUAAUUAGGUUUUUCCAUCUGUGGCUUUCUGACAUGCUGGACUUCAUCAUUUAAAAAUGGCAAAUUCUUCGCAUUUAUUGGCUAUGUACGCCAAACACAGGCAGAAUAUCUUCCGGCUAUCUUUGAUGCAAGCGGCUGGGGGAGGCCAGAUACGGCACCUAGUCCUCGAGUUCCAGGACUGGUGUUUUUCGUACUCGCUGUCUUGCAGUGGCCCUGAAAAAUCGCCAGUGUCCUGCCGAAAACAAGGAUGCUAUUAAAGCUCACAGCAUGACAAGUUUCCUAUAGUACUUACGCAAGUGGUCCCCAAUGUAGGCAGCCAAAGGAUAGGCUGUGCAAAACAUGCAUAAAAAACUAUGGAAUCUAGUACGUCUUUAUUCUCCGUGACAUUGGUGGUCAGACAAGAAAACGACCGGACUUCUUCCAGGUUUAUCAUAAAACCCUGAGAGUAAAAACUGCUGAAAGAUUUUCUGGCAACGUACCCCGAGGGGUUUUUCGCCUGACUACUGGGAAUAUUUUUAACUCCUAAUGUUUGUCGCCCAUAAUUACUCCCCAUAAGGCUGUCCGUAGGUGUUGAAGAAGAAGAGGGGGAAGAAAAAUAAGAAUAGAAGGUCGACAUUUCUGGGAUCUCUUUACUAACUCGGUUACCUUUUAAUCAUUAAUUUAAUGUCUCUCGUUGGCACUGGGGUUUAACCGUUUUUUUUUUGGUGUUUUGCCAAAUUUUAAAUGAUCCACUUUGACCAGACUGUGAAAAACUCGGCGACCUCGAUGGGAUUCGAACCCACGACAGGAAGAGGAAAGCUUAAGUACAGCCAACGCUUUAUUCACCUGAGCUACGAGACCACACGUUGCUGUAGGCUAGGUGAGUAACUUGACCCGAAUGUUAUUAAACUGACGGCUGUCCAUGGGACCUCGUAGCUCAGGCGGCUAGAGCGUUGGCUGUACGUAAGCCUUAUCCUUGCUGUCGUGAGUUCAAAUCCCACGGAGGUCAUCGAGAUUUUUACAGAUGAGUCGAAAUGAAUCAUCUGUUUCUGUUUUCCUUAUUCCACUUUGCACUGUUAUUGCGCACCUCUAUAAAAGGUAUAGGCCGCUUUUGGGCGUCGGAAAACAGAUUGGACUCAUGACUAUAAGUUUAUUUUUCUUCACGUUAGUUUCUUUCAACAUUGCCAGUGCAGUCCACACUUUUCUUUAGACUGCUUUUUCAAGAAAUAGGCUCGAAGUCGAUAGGCCAGGACUGUCUUUGGAAACCUCUGGCACUCCCUCAACGCAAUGACAGAAAGAACGUCGUAGAAGAUAAUAGCGUUAAAGACACUAAUUAUUAAUGUAAGACAUGGAAUUAAGUACGCACAUGAAUGCCUGAAUCUGUAUAUGACUGAUGAAACCGAGGAAGUAAUGAACUCCUACUCUCUUUACACGACCGGCAUUGUUCGACCAAAGCAUCCAAUGGAUGUAAAAGGGGAUCUCAUCCCGGGAGCAAACCUCUGGUUCUUCUCAUGAUUCGACGUUUUAUUCAAGGAGAAGGAUGGCUGACAGAUGGCAUGAGGGAUAUAAGCACAACACCAAGGAAAGCUCCUGGCGAAUCAUGGUAAUGCUGCAUUCGCACUAGCGCAGCAUCAGGUUUAGGUGUCUACUAAAAAAAUCAAGACGAAUUCGCCCUCAAAGUGCUGAAGUUCGAAAUGGCCUUCCGACUUAAAGACUGAGAUAGUACCAGACUUAAUUAGUCAAAGUUGGAUCUGCCAAUAAGAGUUUUGGUCUCCCUAGCUAGCUGCCAUUCACUCGUUUCCAAAUGGAUCACCGUACGAAGGGAAUUCGUUACCAAUAUACUUUGUCAUCUUUCACCAUUUGUUUAUAGAAAAUCAAGCUUGUAUAAGCCUCUCACCUCUGGCACAUACACCAGGAGUCGGGAUCAUGACUUAUGAGCGGAUGGAACAUGCGUCGAGGGGCAACCAGUCACAGGCGCCUACAGAUUCCGUUAUCAUCCAAUCACGCGCGUGCGCCAAAAGCUAGCCGUACGUCGAGGUCUCUGACCACCAACAGGAUUCCGUACAGAAUACACGUCUCCUAACAGUCUCUGCCCCCUCCUCCUUUACAACUGCACGGAGCCAUGAUUAUUAUGGGGGCUAGUGUACGCCCUCAGUCUAGGCUGCUGAAAUUUAACUGACGUCAAGAGAGUAUUUAGAUGGGGUAGUUAAGCGAAACGAAAAGUUUGAUUGAAAGCAAUUGUUGAAUGUUUAAGUUGAUAGUAGGGAAAAGUAUUUGUCAGUCUUGACUUACUCUUCAUUAUAUUUUUCUUCAAUUUCUGUCUAUACCAGGAAACCAGGUACGCUUACUCUGUUUGUGUGGAUGCAUGUUUCACGUUCCAGAUUGCACUGAUGACGACGUGGCUUACAGUAUCCUGCGUGGCUUGUGUCACCUUACCUUUGCUGAACGCCUUCUUUCCGAUGAAGAAGUGUAAACGUUCGAGGAGCUCAUCACCCGAAAUCACUGCCAAUCCAGCCCUACCAACCAUCGAGUAUUCGGAAAGUUCGGAAUAA